AUGGAACUCAAAAGAGCCAUAAGUGUGCCAAAACUUGGUGCUUUUUGUGAAGAGGAUGAGAAACGCUUUUUGGUGACCGUAAUUAAAGAUCUAUUGGGUUUGUGCGAGCAGAAGAAGGGUAAAGAUAAUAAAGCCAUUAUUGCGUCAAAUAUUAUGUACGUUGUGGGACAGUAUCCGCGAUUUUUAAGAGCUCACUGGAAGUUCCUUAAAACAGUUGUAAAUAAACUUUUCGAAUUUAUGCAUGAGACUCAUGAUGGUGUUCAGGAUAUGGCAUGCGACACUUUUAUAAAAAUUGCUAUCAAGUGCAGGCGAUAUUUUGUGACAAUACAACCAAAUGAGGCUUGUACAUUUAUUGAUGAGAUCUUAAGUACAAUGAGUAGCAUAAUUUGUGAUUUACAACCGCAACAGGUUCACACAUUCUAUGAAGCUGUAGGAUAUAUGAUAUCCGCCCAAGUUGAUCAAGUCCAACAAGAUAUAUUAAUUGAGAAAUAUAUGUUCUUACCCAACCAAGUAUGGGAUGAAAUCAUUUCUCGCGCAUCGAAAAAUGUUGAUUUUCUGAAAAAUAUGACUGCCGUAAAGCAAUUGGGAAGCAUUUUAAAAACAAAUGUUGCUGCCUGUAAGGCUUUAGGUCACGCAUACGUUAUCCAAUUGGGUCGUAUUUAUUUAGAUAUGCUAAAUGUUUAUAAAAUUACUUCUGAGAAUAUUAUUCAAGCAAUUGAAUUAAACGGCGUAAAUGUAAACAAUCAACCACUAAUCAAAGCAAUGCACGUUGUGAAAAAGGAAACUCUUAAUCUUAUUUCUGAAUGGGUUUCUCGAUCAAAUGACAAUCAACUUGUAAUGGAUAGCUUUAUACCGCCAUUGUUGGAUGCUAUUCUCUUGGAUUACCAGCGUUGCAAAGUACCGUCAGCAAGAGAGCCAAAGGUGCUUAGUUCAAUGGGUGUAAUUGUAUAUAAGUUGCGAAACGACAUCACAAAUGAGGUUCCCAAAAUAUUUGAUGCCGUUUUCGAGUGUACUCUUGAUAUGAUCAAUAAAAACUUCGAAGAUUACCCCCAACAUCGCGUCAGUUUCUAUGAGCUAUUGCAAGCUGUUAACGCCCAUUGCUUCAAAGCUUUCCUAAAUAUACCACCAGCACAAUUUAAGCUUGUAUUUGACUCUGUUGUUUGGGCUUUUAAGCAUACCAUGCGUAAUGUUGCAGAUACCGGACUUAAUAUUUUAUAUAAGAUGUUACAAAAUUUGGAACAACAUCCAUCUGCAGCACAGAGCUUUUAUCAGACAUAUUUUACAGAUAUUCUGAUGCAGAUAUUUUCAGUGGUUACUGAUACUUCUCACACAGCUGGUCUUGGAAAUCAUGCUAUUAUAUUGGCAUACAUGUUUUCGUUGGUCGAAAACAAUAAAAUAACUGUAAAUUUGGGUCCCAUUCCAGAUAACACUAUUUUCAUUCAAGAAUAUGUGGCCUCAUUGCUCAAAUCGGCAUUCAGUCAUUUAACUGACAACCAAAUCAAAGUCUUUGUUACCGGACUUUUUAAUUUAGACGAAAAUGUACAAGCAUUUAAAGAGCAUUUGAGAGACUUCUUAAUUCAAAUAAGAGAAGUUACCGGAGAAGAUGAUUCGGACUUAUAUUUGGAGGAACGAGAAGCCGCACUUCGGGAGGCACAGGCUAAUAAAAUGCUAAUGCAACGUAAUAUACCUGGAAUGUUAAACCCUCAUGAAUUGCCAGAGGACAUGCAGGAUGAAUAAUUUAAUUUUGAAUUCAUUCAAGUUCUGCUUUAAAGUAUAACAAAAUCAGAGAAAUGAAAAUGAAUAUAAAUUACGUGACACUUUUGAAUAA
This is a messenger RNA of Calliphora vicina (urban bluebottle blowfly), 1828 nucleotides long. RefSeq names its product exportin-1. Gene Ontology annotation, molecular function: nuclear export signal receptor activity. Gene Ontology annotation, biological process: protein export from nucleus; ribosomal small subunit export from nucleus; ribosomal large subunit export from nucleus. The record is from RefSeq and is a predicted model, not a curated record. The transcript is spliced from 6 exons. The coding region runs from base 1 to 1737 and encodes 578 amino acids. NCBI's taxonomy places the organism in Eukaryota, Metazoa, Arthropoda, Insecta, Diptera, Calliphoridae. Gene Ontology annotation, cellular component: nucleus; cytoplasm.